UAUCAGACUGUGGCAGCGAAUCAUACAACGUAUCACAAUAUAUAGACCAUUUCUUAUUACCCCUAGCAUGCCAACACCCAUCCUACCUUAAAGACACUAACGAUUUCAUUCAGAAAAUCAAACAGUUAAGAGUCCCCGAACACACCGUUUUAAUAUCCAUCGACGUACAAAGCAUGUACACGAACAUUGAUAAUAACAUAGGUAUUGAAGCAGUUAGGAAAGCAUUUCUUAGGAACCCGCAAGCAUCCAGGCCGGACGAAGAAAUCCUCAAACUACUCAACAUUUGUCUGAGGAGGAAUGACUUCGCUUUUAACGACCAAGUAUACCUUCAGUCUUCCGGAACUGCGAUGGGAAAACGAUUUGCCCCGAGUUAUGCAAAUCUCUUCAUGGCGGAGUGGGAAAGGGAAGUUCUGCCACUCUGUCCAUUAAAACCAGAUUUCUAUGGGCGGUUUUUAGAUGACGUUUUCAUAGUCUGGACCUACACACUAGACGAAUUUUGGACGUUUUUCAACAUCCUGAACAAUCAUCAUCCAUCUAUCAAAUUAACCGCAAAUGUAAGCCAUAACAGCAUAGAUUUCCUUGAUACUACCGUUUUUAAAAGUAACAACACCAAAAUCACAGGCCAAUUGGAAACUAAAGUAUUUUUCAAAGAAACCGACACACAUCAAUUAUUGUUCAAAAGCUCCUUUCACCCAAAACAUACAUUCUCUGGCAUCAUAAAAUCUCAGAUUCUCCGUUUUCAUAGGAUAUGUACUCAGAAGACCGACUUUGAGUCAGCAUGUACAUUGGUAUUUAGCAAACUACGGGAAAGGGGAUACUCCAAACGCUAUCUACGACGUAUAAAAAACAACACUCUAGCUGAGCUUGCCGCCAAAGAAACAAAUAAUAUACAAUCAGCACAUAAAACCAAAAUUUGUGGCCAUCCAAGAUGUCAAACAUGCAAAAUCUUAAACAUAUCCGACCAUUUCCAUAACAAAACAUCUGGCACAAAAUUCCCAAUAUUAGACCAACUUUCAUGCAGUAGUUCAAACAUAAUUUAUCUUAUCUCAUGCAGAAAAUGUGACAAGCAAUACGUAGGGGAGACUCAAAAUGCACUUAGGGAAAGAAUUAACGGUCACCGGUCUGACAUAGUCACCAAAAAAGACAAACCUGUCUCAAUUCAUUUCAACCAACCAAAUCAUGACAUUUCAGAUCUCAUUGUCACGCCAAUAGAAAAGACCAAGAGCGACUUUGAAACUUCAGAAGAAAUUAAAACGUUUAGGCUAACAAGAGAAAAAUUCUGGAUUGACAAAUUGAAAACAACAGCCCCCCUAGGUUUGAAUAUUCAUACGGCUAGCGCAAUAGCUCCUUUUGUAGUUCCAUUUAGCGCAACAGCAGCAAGUGCGUCCAAAAUCAUCAGAAAACACUAUACUGAUCUCCAAGAAAAUCACCCGAAAAUAUUCACACAGAAACUUAUAAUUGCAUAUUCUAAAAAUAAAAAUCUGAACGACAUCCUAGUGCACAGUAAAUUAGAUUAAAUAAGACCAGUCUCCACCCUGACCCAAAACAAACCAUAUAUCAAAUCCUAUGCCUAACCGUUAGUAAUUAAAAUCAAUUAGAUAUAAGAAUCCCUAGCCGUAACCCGGUGAUGUGGAACAAACACGAUUUUUUUAUAAAAUCCAAUCCGUUGUAGGAAACACACUAAUGUGGCUCUCUCCCGAGAGCCUCAAAUUUAUUUUCUUUUCUCUUCAGAAACAACAAUACCAGAAUACCAGAAGCACCACCCAAGGAAGACCAUCAGCGCCACCAACACCAAUAAACAGUGAAAUCGCCUUUGUAUAUAAAUCUAAUGUAUUGUGCCAGGGCAAUGUUUCAUAGAGUGGAAUGAUUGACCUCAACACAAGUAUUAAAAAAAAAAGAAGCAAAACAGGUCUACAUCUCAAAACCUGAUCUCUUCCUGGACUGGCUUUAGGAGAACGAUGAUGCAUAUCAAUUUCAUCCCUGAUCUCUAUGACACAUGUGGUGGAAGUGGAGGGCAAAUCGUAAUCAGUUUGGGUUCCAGCCCCGAAGACCUCUGUAAACUUUGCUUUUUGGUGAUGACUUAAUUUCCGAGCUUGAAAAGGACGCUUGUGUGUUUAUCAUGGCCUCUCAUAUUGGAAGAUAACAUUAAUGGCUUGUGUGUUGAUCGACGGUUGUGCAUAUCUCUUGGUCAGGAAAGUUGUAGGCACCAUCGCCAUUGUAAAUCAUUUGACAGGCCCGAGUGAACGGGGCGACCUAUGAUUGGUCAGCAAUGUAUCAGAUUCCAUACCGGGGGGGGGGGAUGAAAAAACUGUUGUAGUGUUACAUAAUCAGAUUAUUUCAACUUACUUAUCCUGUGGAAAUACAGCUAUAUAGGAGAUAUUUUGAAAUUCAUAGGCACUGCAUGUUUCAACAUUUUAGAUUUGACCACAAUCUGGCACUUGAAACUAUGUUAACAGAGAAAAACUGUGUGGUUUUCGAUGAAAGUGUUAAAAGUCUAAUAUUGCAUCAUGAUUACUGUUUUAAAGUAUUUUCGUGUUUGAUUUAUAUUGAAUUCAUCUCAUCUUUUUGAAGAAUGCAUUUAUGUUCAAAAAUAAAAAUGUUCUGUGGAAUUCAAAAUUCAUGUGCUUUUAAAUUAUCAGAUUCCAAACUGGGGGGUAGGGAUGAAAAAGCUGUUGUAGUGUUACAUAAUCAGAUUAUUUCAACUUACUUAUCCUAUGGAAAUACAGCUAUAUAGGAGAUAUUUUAAAAUUGAUAGGCACUGCAUGUUUCAACAUUUUAGAUUUGACCACAAUUUGGCACUUGAAACUACGUUAACAGAGAAAAACUGUGUGGUUUGCGAUGAAAGUGUUAAAAAGUCUAAUAUUGCAUCAUGAUUACUGUUUUAAAGUAUUUUCGUGUUUGAUUUAUAUUGAAUUGUAUUUAGAAAACGGAGGAAACCGAAUGACCCAGCGAAAAAACUCAAGAGAUUGGACAGGCGACUCUACUCCUUGAAAUUGAAACCAUGCCACUUAACACAAUGACAGACCCUGUGAUUUCAUGCGCAUGCAUUACCUACUAGACCAUUUCCCCCAGCCCCACCCCAUAUCGAAUAAAAGUAUGACUUAUUUCAAAUAUGAUAUUUACAUAUAAAGAAAGUAGAGAGACUUCAAUCUUACUAGAAAAAUACUAGAUUACCUGAAAUGAAAUGGGGUUUAAAGACAACGUCCUACUGGUCAGCUCCGACUGGUCUAAUGCAUUGUGCUAAGUGAAAAUGUUUGUCUGGGCAGCGACACUAUGGCCGACUCUCAUACCGAAUUCAAACUGCCAAGAGAACUUUUAUGUGUACGCCAAUGUGUACAUUGGAUCUCAGGGGAAACCACUCUGCAAAAUCAAGAUGAGCUUUCUCGGUCAACCCCAAGAGAUAACCUGUGGCCUCCAUGCUAGUGUGCCAGCACCUAAUUUACUCAGUCACCAUGGCCGUCUUCUAAUUACUGCUACAGUGAAACCAUGUGACAAACAAGGAUUAUUAAGAUAGACUUUUACGGCUUGGUAGUUCCUUGGGAUUAAAACUUUUGAUACAUAUAGAUACAUUAGUUUCAAUUUCAUAUCACACAGUUUGUAUAUAUGGUAAGGUAGCUUUAAU
This is a messenger RNA of Patella vulgata (common limpet), 3622 nucleotides long. RefSeq lists its product as uncharacterized. The record is from RefSeq and is a predicted model, not a curated record. Lineage: Eukaryota; Metazoa; Mollusca; Gastropoda; Patellidae. The coding region runs from base 174 to 1517 and encodes 447 amino acids. The transcript has 3 exons.